Labeo rohita (rohu) is the source of this 2541-nucleotide messenger RNA. It is a transcript of the gene inpp5ka, whose product is annotated as inositol polyphosphate-5-phosphatase Ka. Gene Ontology annotation, biological process: negative regulation of glycogen biosynthetic process; negative regulation of peptidyl-serine phosphorylation; negative regulation of insulin receptor signaling pathway. The record is from RefSeq and is a predicted model, not a curated record. Gene Ontology annotation, molecular function: phosphatidylinositol-3,4,5-trisphosphate 5-phosphatase activity; phosphatidylinositol-4,5-bisphosphate 5-phosphatase activity; inositol bisphosphate phosphatase activity. The transcript is spliced from 14 exons. NCBI's taxonomy places the organism in Eukaryota, Metazoa, Chordata, Actinopteri, Cypriniformes, Cyprinidae. Gene Ontology annotation, cellular component: ruffle; cytoplasm; plasma membrane. Bases 153 to 1601 code for a protein of 482 amino acids.
GUCUGCGUGUACAUUCACACACCCACUCUCAUGUAAAUACAGUGCACAGCUCGCGAUGAUACGGGAUAUUUUUGUCUCCACUAAUUGUUUAACACCACAGAGACUUUGAGACUGCGGAAGCAAACACAGCGAGGUUUAACAGGUUGGAGAGGAUGGAGGAAGAUUUGUCACAGGCUUUGAAUUCUGUCAGUCUGGAGCAGAAAGACAGCAAGAUGGACACUUUUGGGCUGUACGUCGUCACGUGGAAUGUGGCCACAGCCGAGCCUCCUGACGAUGUGGACUCUCUGCUUCAGCUGAGCUCCCCAAAGAAACCCGACCUCUAUGUGAUCGGGCUGCAGGAGGUGAAGGCUGCCCCUCUGAAGUUUGUCACAGAUUUGGCUUUCGAAGACUCCUGGAGUCACCUCUUCAUGAACACGCUCGCUCCUUUGGGUUAUAUCAAGGUGUCCUCCAUACGGAUGCAGGGUCUACUCUUGCUUUUCUUUUCCAAGCUGGAGCAUGUCCCAUUUAUCAGAGACAUUCAGGUCACUUACACCCGCACAGGACUCUACGGCUACUGGGGUAACAAAGGAGGCGUGUCCAUCCGUUUGUCCUUCUACGGUCACAUGCUUUGCUUCCUGAACUGUCACCUGACCGCCCACAUGAACUACGCCUCCCAGAGGGUGGAUGAGUUUGAGUAUAUUCUAGAUGCUCAGACAUUUGACACCAAAAACACACCACGCAUUUUGGACCACAAGGUGGUGCUCUGGUUUGGGGAUUUGAAUUUUCGUAUCGAGGACCACGGGAUGCUCUUUGUAAGGAACUGCAUCACCAGCCAGCGUUAUAAUCUACUUUGGCCUAAAGAUCAGCUCACCAUGAUGAAGCAGAAGGAAGCUGCUUUGCAGAAGUUUGAAGAAGGACCUCUAGAUUUUCAACCCACCUAUAAAUUUGACUUGCACUCAGACAACUAUGACUCAAGGGAACAGAAGACAUGGUUUGGUUUUAAUGGUAAGAAACGCAAACCUGCAUGGUGCGAUAGGAUUCUCUGGAGGGUGAAGCCCAAAGAGGAAGGUAAUGAAGACGGUCAAAAUCAAGAGGAGACAAAUAAACACAAGCAAGAGGAGUUCCCUCUAAAACUGAGCCAGGAGUUUUACACGAGUAAAAUGGAGUAUGGCAUUAGCGACCAUAAGCCUGUCAUCGGCAUCUUUCGCUUGGAGUUGAGAAAGAUGUACAAGACGCCAUUGGUGCAGGUGAGCGCUGAAGGAGAGUGGAGUGCCGACUUUGACGCCCUCAUAACCUACAGUCUUCUUCAGUCCUUUCCCUCCAGUGCAUGGGACUGGAUCGGUUUAUAUAAGGUUGGUUUUAAAAGCGUGUCAGACUAUAUCACGUACACCUGGGUGAAGGAUGACCAGGUGUCUUUCAGUGAUGAGCUCUUUCAGGUUUACGUGAAUAAAGAUGAAAUUCCAGUUCUUGGGGGCGAAUGUGUACUGUGCUAUUACAGCAGCAACUUGCAGUGCAUUGUGGGUAUUAGUCAACCUUUUAAGGUGCAGGAAUCCAGAGCGGCGAUUGAAGAGGGUUUAGUGCCUGAAAAUAUCAACGGACUAGAUGAAAUGCUAGCCAGUUAAGACCAAGGUUAAAGUGCACAUUGUUUCAUACGCUGUUGAGCAACAGCUCGGAUAUCAAACCAAACAUACCUGCGAAUUCAAGCAAGUGCAAUUUUAAUCCAAAACUGAUUUGAGGUUUUACUGCUAUGUGAUACGGUAUCUACAGUGUGUCUUUUUUUUUUUUUUUUUUCAAGAAAAAAUAUCACAGCCAGUAUGUUUUAAAUUGCAGCCAGUUGGUGGGACCAUGCCUAAACAGAUUGUGGUAUUUUAAGUAAGCACAUUUAAAUUUGUACUGUAAUUAUUGAAAUUGAUUUAAAAAGUCUUUCAAAAUCAGAUGUUAUGAUUUCAUUAAUUGAAUGAAAAAAAAUUCAGACCACAGCCUUACUACUACCACAUUCUCUCAAGACAUUUAGUAUGCACUUAUCUUGUAACAUUUUUUCAAACAAAAUGUUUUAUUAUUCUACUGUACAUCACAAUUUCAGUCUUUAUGGUUACUGCUAAUGUUAUCCUUGUUUUUUCAUUCCGUUCAAACUUAUUUCAGACUGUUACACUGUAAGAACAGGCUGCUUUUGCACAAUUUAAAUACUAGUACUUUUACGGCACAUGUUUAAUUUAUGUGGAUCUAUUUAUAUCUAUAACUCAAACCGAAGUGGUAUUAUUAUAUUAUUUGUGUCUCACUGAAAUUGAGUGUGAAUAACUGAAGGAUGUGCAGAAAUGAUAUAGUUUGACCAAUUGUAUUUUUUUGUGGUCAGUACAAUUUAAUACUUUCAUGUUUACUCUUUUUGCUUAAGAAUGUGUUUUUGUUUUAAUAUUAGACUAAAGCUAAUGGACAAAUAGAACAUAUUUGUAUCAAAUUCUAUUGUAUAAAAGGUAAAAUGACUGUAAAACAAAAUUUCUCUGUAAAGGAAGAGCUUUAUUUUCUAAACAACUACAAAUGCUUACUGAUGACAUUAAAUAAAUG